This is a messenger RNA of Closterium sp. NIES-67, 2136 nucleotides long. The record is from the annotation of a GenBank genome assembly. NCBI's taxonomy places the organism in Eukaryota, Viridiplantae, Streptophyta, Zygnematophyceae, Desmidiales, Closteriaceae.
UCCCUCUGUCGGGUGGUACAGUGAACUCCCUGGUGUUUUCUUAGCAUUGGCGUUCUACUCCUAGUUUGUUCCACCCUCUCAUCAUUGACUGCUAACUCGUCCGCUUCUCUCCUCCGCCCGGCUUCAUCUUCCUAGUGACACCCUAGUAUCAGGAGAAAAAGCAUGGCGAAACGCGUGGUGAUUGCGGGUGGCGGCAUCGCGGGGUCCCUGGUCGCAAAGCUGAUUGAGAAAGACGCCGAUGUGACGCUCAUUGAUAGCAAGGACUACAUGGAAGUGCGGUGGGCUACGGUGCGAGCCUUCGUGGAACCCGCGCUGGCGGAAAAGAUCGUCAUUCCGCACUCGGCGUACCUGCACAAGGCCAAGGUGGUCACCGGACUCAUUAGUGGCCUCACUUUCACCGCCAAACCCGCCGCACCAGCCGCUGGGGCGAAGGAAGAAGUCAAGGAAGAGAAGAAAGAGGCGGUGACUGAAGAGACGAAGGAAGAGGGUAAGGAAGAGGGUAAGGAAAAGGCUAAGGAGGAAACUACGGAGGAAAUUAAGGAGGAGGCUAAAGAGGAGGUUAAGGAAGAGGCUAAGGAAGAGGCUAAGGAGGAGGCUAAGGAGGAGGCUAAGGAGGAGGCUAAGGAGGAGGCUAAGGAGGAGGCUAAGGAGGAGGCUAAGGAGGAGGCUAAGGAGGAGGCUAAGGAGGAGGCUAAGGAGGAGGCUAAGGAGGAGGCGAAGGAGGAGGCGCAGGAGGAGGCGAAGGAGGAGGCGAAGGAGGAGGCGAAGGAGGAGGCGAAGGAGGAGGCGAAGGAGGAGGCGAAGGAGGAGGCGAAGGAGGAGGCGAAGGAGGAGGCGAAGGAGGAGGCGAAGGAGGAGGCGAAGGAGGAGGCGACGGAGGAGGCGAAGGAGGGGGCGACGGAGGAGGCGACGGAGGGGGCGACGGAGGAGGCGACGGAGGGGGCGACGGAGGAGGCGAAGGAGGAGCCGACGGAGGAGGCGAAGGAGGAGGCGAAGGAGGAAGCAGUGACUGCUGAUGCAGGCGCGGAGGAGAGUGGGAAGGGCGAGGCGACGGCGGAGGAAGAGAAUAAGGAAGAGGAGGGGGAGAGGAAGGAGGAAAAGAAGGAGAGUCCGAAGGCGGAGGGUGGCGGUAGCGAGGGCGCCAAACCGGCUGCGGCGGCCGGCGAGGUGCUGCUGGCGGACGGCACGGCGGUGCCGUUCGAUCUGCUCGUGGUAUGCACGGGGUCCGAGCCUUACACCAUCGCCACCAGGGACGACUGCCUCAAGUUCUACGCGCAUGAGCACGAGAAGCUGAAGAAGGCGGCGAGCGUGCUGGUGGUGGGCGGAGGGCCGGCGGGCGUGGAGCUGGCGGGGGAGAUUCUCACGGACAUGCCGGGGAAGAAGAUCACGGUGGCGCACGCGGGCGCGCGCGUGUGCGAGUUCUUGAAGCCCAGGGGCAGCGAGAAGAUCCAGGCGUGGCUCAAGGCGCAGGGCGUGGACGUGCUGCUCAACGACCGCGUCGAGGCCUCCUGGGACCAAUUUGGCAGCAGUGGCACGUUCACAACGGCGUCAGGCAAGGAGGUGGCUGCAGACUAUGUGGCCAUUGCAGUGGGCACCCGCCCUUGCACAUCCUGGCUCGCAGACGCGCUGGGCCCAGCAGUGGAGAAUGGGCGUGUGAAGGUGGACUCACACCUGCUUGUGGAGGGCCACGACAAUGUGUUCGCCAUUGGAGACAUCACCAACAUCAAGGAGAACAAGCAAGGUUACUUCGCCCAGGAGCAUGCCCGUGUGGUGGCAUCGAACCUCCGCAAAGUGCUCAAGAGCAAUGGCAAGGCCACCGGGUUCAAGUCGUACGCUCCGGGCGCAGAUAUUGCCAUAGUUUCUUUGGGCCGGAAGCAGGGACUGGCACAGCUGCCCUUUGGCACCUUCAUGGGGUGGGUGCCCACCAACAUGAAGAGCAAGGGGCUCUUUGUCAACAAGAUUCGGGCUGAACUUGGAGUCAAGUAGAAAUGGUUUUAAUGGUUAAAAUAGAUUUGAUUUUCUUUAUUCGGUUAGUUGUUUGCGCUAGAACAUGCAUGUAGCUUGUAGUUUAUGUAGAUAGGGUAGGAUAAAUAGUGUGUUUUUUAUCAUUUAUAGUAUAAUUCUGUUUCGUGUAAC